This is a messenger RNA of Otolemur garnettii (small-eared galago), 1213 nucleotides long. RefSeq names its product LysM domain containing 2 (gene LYSMD2). Lineage: Eukaryota; Metazoa; Chordata; Mammalia; Primates; Galagidae. The transcript has 3 exons. Bases 30 to 677 code for a protein of 215 amino acids. The record is from RefSeq and is a predicted model, not a curated record.
UCCCCGACCCGGCGGCCUCGGCAGGACCCAUGGCGGAUUCCUCGCCCGCGCUGUCCCUGCGGGAAGGCGGCUCCCGCGCCCCGCGCCCCGCGGCCCACUCGCCACCGCCGCGCUCGCGCUCCGGCUCCGAGUCCGAGGAGGCCGAGCUGUCGCUGAGCCUGGCCCGCACCAAGACCCGCUCGUACGGGAGCACGGCCAGCGUGCGGGCGCCGCUGGGCGCCGGCGUCAUCGAGCGCCAUGUGGAGCAUCGGGUCCGUGCCGGCGACACGCUGCAGGGCAUCGCUCUCAAGUACGGAGUCACGAUGGAGCAAAUUAAAAGGGCCAAUAAACUGUUUACCAAUGAUUGUAUAUUUCUGAAGAAAACAUUGAACAUCCCUAUCAUAUCAGAGAAGCCAUUGUUGUUUAAUGGACUUAACUCCAUUGAUUCUCCAGAAAAUGAAACUGUUGAUAGCAGUUUUCCUCCUGAAGAGGACCCAGUGGUAGCUAGGGAAGACCUCCCACCUCCUAGUCCUCAAGAGCCCGAGGUUCAGCCUGUGCAGCCUGAAGAAGUAUCAGCCAGAGAUUUCCUACAGAGACUUGAUUUGCAGAUUAAGUUAUCAACACAGGCAGCCAAGAAACUAAAGGAAGAGAGCAGAGAUGAAGAAAAUCCCUAUGCAACUUCCCUGUAUCACAGUUAGGUGAUUUGGGGACAUGACUCAAACCUGGGUGAAGACAUGGUUGGACCAGUAAGGAUCCAAGCCCUGAAUACCCCAAAGCAUCCCGUUUGGAUUCCUAUACUGUACCUCUUGAAAUCAUAAUUUACCUACUGCAAUUGCACUGAAGUAAUUAGUUUCCUCUGGCUUUCUAUAAAUUUAAGUCUUUACUACGGCAUGAUAGCAAAAAUUGUAUCCUAAAGCUCCUCACUUUUGUAGGUGGUGGUAGUUUUCAGACUAGGUUUUGUAAAUACCGGUUGACAUAAAGCAUCAAAGACUAUAUAUUUAAGCUAAAAACAAUGUUUAUCUCCUUAUGAAAUCCUAAUUAUGUGAAAAACACGGUUGCUGCUCAAGUGAUGCUGAAUUUGCUGUGUGUUUAUAACUUAAGUGCUACAAAUAUAUAUUUCGAUAUGUAUUACAUAUUCUGUAUAAAUAUAAAGAACCAAAUUUUGUCUGCUAUUUUGUAAAAAUAAACUACAAAGUUCUGAAUGGAGAAAAUAAAACUAUGUUUUCAAAGUUGA